AUGUCAUAUAAACGGAAAAGCUAUAAUCCGUCGCCAUUAUCUUCACCCAAAUCCAACGCAUCGCUACGACAUGACAUAGCCGUAACAUCAUCAGAAUACAACAAUUCAGACGAUUAUGAAGUAGAUGAUAAUGUCCCCACAAUUUUUCUAAAUCAGUUGGCAACAUUCCCGUUGUUCAAAAAUGCUCCAACCAAUUUCCACAAGCAAGUGGCAGCCAAUUUACGAUUGAUACAUUACCGACCGCAAGAGUUCAUUAUAAAAAAGGGAGAUCUUUCCAAGUCAAUGUAUUGGAUAUUGAAAGGAACAGUUAGUGUCACUUCUACAGAUGGCGAAGAAGUUUAUGCCGAGUUAAAUCAAGGUGAAUUCUUUGGAGAAAUUGGAAUUUUGUACAAUCGGCCAAGAACAGCUACAGUAAUUGCUAAAACAAGGAUUCUACUAGGAGUUUUAACAGCAGAGUCAUUAAACAGAGUAUUAAAGAACUUCCCCUUGAUCGAAAGACGAAUUCGAGAUGAAGCACAGGAGAGGUUGGCAAUGCAAGACAAGAAGAAUAAAGAACCAUUGUCGAUUCAGAGUUUUAUUACAAAUUUACCAUUAUUUCAAUUUUUACCUCCCGAUAUCAUACACAAGCUCGCAUUGAGUGUUGAACCACUAGUUUUCAGUCCGUUUGAGUACAUACUUCGCAAGGGCGAUACUUGCGGUGACAUCUAUUUUAUUAUUGAAGGAGAGGUAGAAGUGUUGAACCAAGAAGGGGUGAUAGAGAUCCCAUUGGCGAGAUUAUCACGUGGAAGCUAUUUUGGAGAAAUGUCAUUUUUAAACUAUUUACAAAAUAAGCCCAGGGUACGCACAGCAACUAUUAGAUCAGUCACUUACUGUGAGCUUAUGGUUAUUAAAUCAGAGUAUUUGGAAAAACUAUGUGACGACUACCCUGCCAUUAUCGAAGAUAUGAAGAUAACUGCUGAAGAAAGAAAAAUAGUUAAGCCUGCACAAGGAAUAUUUAGACCAAAUUGGUCAAUAAACCCAACGAGAACCAUCCCACCACAAAAGAGGCAACGAGAAAAUGAAAAUAUAGAUUAUGUUCCAUUUACUAAGAGGAUGAGAAUUGCCUCAAUGAAAAGAAGACGAUCUUCUACACUUGCAAUUGUUGAACCUUUACCAGAAACAAUAUUGAUGAAAAUUUUUGGAUAUUUGUCAUUGCCAGACUUAAUGAAGUUGCGAAGAGUCAAUAAAAGAUGGAGAAAAUUGGUUACAACAACUGCUCCAUUAGAUGUUUUGGAUUUGAGCCAGUUUGGAACCACAAUCAAUAACAAGGCACUAAUGGCAAUUACUGAUUUUGCUGGCUCUCGACCAAAAGUUAUUGACAUAUCAGGCUGUUUCCAUAUAACUGAUGAAGGUUUUUCACACAUGGUCAAUGAAAUAGGGAUUGGUGGGAGAUUGGAAGUGUUGCGAAUGGCAUCUGUCUGGGAAGUCACUGGUAUGGCAAUCAUGGAUUUAUGUUUCCCAGGACAAAAGUUGGAAGAAAUUGAUUUGACAAAUUGUCGCAAAGUCGAUGACAAUGUGGUACAGCGAUUACUACAGAAAUGUCAAUUAAAAGUUUUAAAUUUAAGUUACUGUAAGGGCAUUUCAGAUAGUGUGGUCCCAUACUUUAAUAAUUUGGAAAGUUUAGAUUUGACUAGAUGUUCUGGUAUAACUGAUACCGGGUUGGCCCAAUUGCCAUUUCUGCCGUCGCUCCGCAAGUUGAGCUUAAAGCAGUGCAGUUAUUUGACCGACAAUGCAGUAUACUCAAUUGCCAAUGCUGCUCGAAAUCUUGAAAUUUUGGAUCUAAAUUUUUGUUGUGGUUUGACUGAUGGAUCUAUUCUGGCAAUAGCAAUGGGAUUCCCUUAUCUACGGGAGAUUGACUUGUCGUUUUGUGGACUGGCUGUGAGCGACUCGUCUGUAGCAUCGUUGUCGGUUCUUCAUUAUUUGGAAAGAGUAUUGGUUCGAGGGUGUGUUAGAUUAACUCGUGCUGGCUUGGAUACGUUAUUUGGAGGACCGUGUCCGUUAAAUUAUAUUGAUAUAAGUCAGUGCCGAAAUGCCCAUGUAUAUCCAGGAAAUUAUCCUGCUCCACCGUUUCAAAGCAAUUUGGUAAGAGUGUCGAAUAAAAUAAUUUACAUCGUUGUAUAA
Molecule: messenger RNA, 2160 nt
Organism: Candida dubliniensis CD36
Lineage: Eukaryota; Fungi; Ascomycota; Pichiomycetes; Serinales; Debaryomycetaceae
Exons: 1
Coding region: 1-2160 (719 amino acids)
Molecular function (GO): protein-containing complex binding; protein binding
Source: RefSeq, a predicted model, not a curated record